Messenger RNA from Momordica charantia (bitter melon), 2283 nucleotides. Its product is annotated as exocyst complex component EXO70I. Gene Ontology annotation, cellular component: exocyst. Lineage: Eukaryota; Viridiplantae; Streptophyta; Magnoliopsida; Cucurbitales; Cucurbitaceae. Gene Ontology annotation, biological process: exocytosis. The record is from RefSeq and is a predicted model, not a curated record. Gene Ontology annotation, molecular function: phosphatidylinositol-4,5-bisphosphate binding.
GAGCAGUAACAAUGGCGCCGAGGGAGGAGGAGGGCUCGAGGAUGCUGAAGCUCGAAGCAGCAUGUUCGAAUUUGAAAACCCUCCUUCAAGCCUCAGCGAGAUUGGACGAAAGCCUGGAGAAGAUGGAGAAGAAUCUUGAUUCAAUCGACGAAUCGCUCGCGACGGCGUCGAGAAGCAUAAUGCCUCUACAGUCUCUGGCGAUGACGACAAAAGCCCUCGAGACGAGGAUCAAUCGGGCAGUUUCGCCUGCUCUCAUUCUGCUCGAUACAUUUAAGCGAUCCGAGUUUCUCCAAAGCAAGAUUCUCGCAAUCUUUGCCAAUCUAUCGGUGGAAAAAUCGCCACAUGAACGCCUGAAGAAGCUAAUCAAAUUAGUCCACUGUGUGGAUAGGCUCAAUGCAUCCAUAAGCUUGAUUAGCCAAGAGGGCGAAUCGGUGGUCCAGAAACUUCAAGAGGUGGUGGAAUUCUUGAGCAGGACGAAGGCCGCUGAUCCGCAGCGGAUACACAGAUUGAGAGAGACGAUGAUCACUCUCAAAGCUCUGUAUGAAACGGAAAUUGAAGACAUGAAGUUUGAGGGGUUGCUUGAUGAAGCUCUGCUGAAUCUGCAAGAUGAACUUGAAAAUAUAUUAAAGAAUCUAAAGCAUCAAAGAAAACCGAAGUUCCAAGAUGGCGAGGGAGAAAAAGAAGGUGAAACAGUGGGAUCUGAGAUGGGAAGCGAGUUGGAGAUUGAAGCUGCUAAACGAAUUUCUGAAACUCUCGCUGCAAAUGAUUGUUUGGAUAUUUGCAUCAAUAUUUACGUCAAGGUAAGAUACAGAAGAGCAGCUUCAGCAUUGAUGCGUCUCAAUCCAGUCUAUCUCAAAACAUAUACUCCGGAAGAAAUUGACAAAAUGGAGUGGGAAAAAUUGGACACGGCAAUCUCUCUGUGGAUUGAACACUUCAAGGUCGCAGCCACGAGUGUUUUGGUUUCCGAGAAGAAACUUUGUAACCAGAUUUUAGGUUCAAUCAUGGAUGGACUGAUGUGGCCUGAAUGCUUUGUGAAGAUCGCCGAUAAAAUCAUGGCCGUCUUCUUCCGGUUCGGGGAAGGCGUCGCCAAGAGCACCAAAGAGCCGCAGAAGCUGUUCAAGCUCUUGGACAUGUUCGACUCCCUAGAAAAACUCCACGCCGGAUUCUCUGAUGUAUUCGACGGCGAAGCCGGCUCCGAAAUCCGCACACGAUACAGAGAGCUGGAGAAGCUGCUCGUGCACGCGUCUAGCAAAGUUUUCUGGGAUUUCGGCCUCCAAAUCGAAGGCAAUGCCGACGGAUUUCCUCCUCCAAAAGACGGCUCGGUUCCGAAACUAGUCAGAUACGCCGUCAACUACCUCAAGUACCUCGCAAGCGACAACUACAGUUGCGCCAUGGCCAAAGUUCUCCAAACGCAGAGAUCAUGGAAGGGCGGAGUCCUCUCCAAAUCCGAAGACGAGGAGAAUUUGCUUAAAGACGCCUUCUCCAACGUCAUGGAAGCCCUACAAAGAAACGUGGAAUCCAAAAAAUCGCGCUACAGAGACAAAACCUUGCUGCAUAUCUUCUCAAUGAACACAUACUGGUACAUAUACAUGCGGAUCCGAAACACAGAGCUGGGAAGAUUGCUGGGCGAACAGUAUAUGAGAAAGAAUUACAAAGCGGUGGCGGAGGAAUCGGCUUACACGUACCAGAUGCUAUGUUGGGAGCCACUGCUUUCGGUAAUGGACAUGGAAGACGUGCGAUUACAGAACAAGGAAACCGUGGAAGAUGUAGCGAAAGCGAAAAUGGAAGCGUUUGUGAAGGCUCUGAGAGAGUUCUCGCAGAAACACAGAGCGGCAUACUGCAUUCCGGAUUUGGAUUUGCGGGAGCAGUUGAAGGAGGCGACUCUGAAGAUGAUACUGCCGGCUUAUACGGAGUUUUUCAAUUUGCACUCGGCUUUGUUGCCGGGGAUUGGGAAGUAUUAUGUGGGCCUGGAGACGAUCCAUGAUUUUGUGGGCCGGGCCUUUGAGUUCGAUCGAACGGGGAGUGGGCCUGGGCCUGGGCCGGGUGGUAAGUUGAAGCGGCGGGGUUCGGUAGAUCGGAUGGCGGAGCUGUCGUCGGAUGGACCAAUUGUGGCCGUUGGAUCAGGAUGGGAAUAGUUGGUCGUGCGUGGAAGGUGUCUGCGUUUGUUUCGUGUUUUUGACGACCACGCAAAGCAUUCCAAUUUAAUUGAUAAUAAGCUCUGUUAAAAAAAUUUGAGCUGUCUCUUGGAACACACAGAAAAAGCUUGAGUCGGUUACCUGUGGC